CCGGGCUGCUGGCCUCAGGUGCUGAGCUCUGUGCCCGACUCUGUCCUCCCCAGGCUCAGCGCUGGCGCAGCGAGAACUUCGAGAGGCCCGUGGAUCUCGAGGGCUCUGGGGAUGACGACUCCUUCCCCGAUGAUGAGCUGGAUGACCUCUACUCAGGGUCGGGCUCAGGCUACUUCGAGCAGGAGUCGGGCAUCGAGACGGCCAUGCGGUUCAGCCCGGAUGUGGCCAUGGCAGUGUCGACCACACCCGCAGUGCUGCCCACCGUGGACAUCCAGCCUGUGGGCACCCCGUUGGAAGAGCUCCCCUCUGAGCACCCCACCCCGGAGCCGGCCACCAGCGCCCCCGUGGUGACAGAGGUCCCAGGAGAGCCCAGCCAGAGAACCACCACCAUCUCCACUCCCACGGCUACCACUGCUGCCACGACUGCGGAGGCCCUGACUGUGGCCACGGUGCCCGCCACGGUGGCCACCGCCGCCCCCAGCCUCCCCGCGGCACCCCCUUCCACGGCCACCACCUCCAUCAUAAGGACCACCGGCGUGCAGAGGCUUCUGCCUCUUCCACUGACCACGGCAGCCACGGCCCGGGCCACCACCCCAGCAGCGCCCUCACCUCCCACCACGGUGGCCGUCUUGGACACAGAGGCCCCAACGCCCAGGAUGGUCAGCACAGCUACCUCCAGGCCAAGGGCCCUUCCCAGGCCAGCUACCACCCAGGAGGCUGACGUCCCUGAGAAGAGCACCUUGCCCCUGAGGACCACUGCCCCUGGACCCACGGAGGUGGCUCAGACCCCAACUCCGGAGUCCGUCCUGACCACGAUCCGGGAUGAGCCCGAGGUGCCCGUGAGCGGGGGGCCCAGCGGGGACUUUGAGCUGCCAGAGGAGGAGACCACACAGCCAGACACAGCCAAUGAGGUGGUGGCCGUGGGCGGGGCUGCAGCCAAGCCGUCACCUCCGCCUGGGACGCUGCCCAAAGGUGUGCGCCCAGGCCCCGGCCUCCUGGACAAUGCCAUCGACUCAGGCAGCUCGGCUGCUCAGCUGCCUCAGAAAAGCAUCCUGGAGCGGAAGGAGGUGCUCGUAGCUGUGAUUGUAGGCGGGGUGGUGGGCGCCCUGUUCGCUGCCUUCCUGGUCACGUUACUCAUCUACCGCAUGAAGAAGAAGGAUGAGGGAAGCUACACACUGGAGGAGCCCAAGCAGGCGAGCGUCACGUACCAGAAGCCUGACAAGCAGGAGGAGUUCUACGCCUAGAGGAGCCACAGUGCCUCCCGUAGCUCAGCAUCACCCCCUGCCUCGCCCCCGGCCCGGCCUCACCAGCCCUGGCCUGGGACUGGGCCUGGAAGGGAGCCUGGCCCCAGUUCAUCUCUGCCCGCCCUCCCAAGGUCUGCCCAGACUGCCAGCCUCACACAGACCUUGCCUGAGGGACGGGGGCGCUGCCAUCUGCCCUCGGCUGUGCCCUUAUGAGCUCAUCUCUUGUUCCCCCCCCACCCCCACCCCUGCGCUGUGCUCUCCCCGCAAUCAGCCAGCUUCCGGGCCUCAUGUCAGACGGACAGGAGGAAGGAGGCUGCGCAUUGGCUGCUGGGAGAAGGGGUGGGGCUUGACAUGGGCUUGAGCCCCACCCUGGCCCCGGUCUCCUCCUGGAGCUAGAGAGGACCUCUGGCUGGUUUCCAGGACAAGCACUGGGCAGGCUCAGCCCUCAAAAUCACCGAGACACUGCAGCCUCUCGCCACUGUCCCAGGGCCCCUCUCUGCCCGGGACAGAGGGUACCUGUUGCCGCCAGCCUGGUCUGUCCUGGCCUCUCUGGGGCUGUGGGGUCGUUCUCCCCUCACCCCUGCCCCGUGCACACGGACCACAGGCCUCCGCCUCAUCCCCGUCUGCCCCUAAGGAACUGACUUCCUGAGAGUGCCCUGGGGGCCACUGGCGAGGCGGGGCGGGGCUGCUCGGACCUCCCUCUUGCUAGUGGGCUCUGCCCAGACACCAUCUCCCACGUGGUCACGCAUCACGUCACACACAGAGACAGAAGCACGCAACGACAGAAGCAUACACGGUCCUGACCAGCCAUCGGUGCAGACCUGUCCCAGACACACACAUUCUUCCAAAGAUGCUGAGUCUCAUGGGUUUCUCACGGCCCCCCAGCGCUUACGACCAUGCGAGUCACCAGACAUCAUUGCCUGAUGGUGACAGUGCGGCCUGCCCCUCUCUCUGCCCCCCCACACCCCCACGUACACUGUGGCACCACGCAUGUUGUCUCUAGCUUUCAGGCUCACUGGAGACGGUGGAGUCAAGCUGGAACAGUCAGCCCAUAUUGGGUCCCCUGAGUUGCCCUGUCACACUCAGUCCCUCCCCACGACGCCAACACCACCCGCAUUGCCAGUGACCCCGGCACGUCAGAUACAAUCCCAUGUGGAUGCACAAUCUCCCCCCCCCCCCCACAGCCCCGCACUCACACUGGAGAAUAGGUGGGGGCACUUACUUGCCUUUCCUGGAAUAAAGUGUGGCCCGGAGGGGAUGUUGCCACGAGCCCCCCGGGGCAUUGCACACCAGGGAGGCCUGCUUCCCUCCCCUCUGUCGCUUGCCAGGGGGUUGGUCCAGGGCCAGCCCCUCACUAGCUAGGAGCCUUGCUGAGGAAGGCAGGCUGGUUCCUGGAAUGUGGCCCCAGGCUGGGGAGGGGGGUUUGGGUCUCCCAGGACUGCAAGCCCUGGGCGGGGAGGGGCAUGUGGCCUGGCUCCUGGUCUCCCUGUGUCCCCCUUCUGCUCUGAGCUAGGGGCCGACUCUGCCUCCCAGGACACAAGUCCCCAAAGUGCCUGCGAGGGUGGGCCCUGCCACCCGGGGCCUCCUGCACCCUCUCCCUCCCCCCCCCAACUGGCCUCGCCAGGCCCACCUCGGUCCCACCCUGGGGCCUUCCCUGUGGACACUGACCCGCUCAUUGGCCAGACCACCUGAUGGUUCUCCUGGGUGCAGCUGGAUGGACCUGCAGCUGGGAGCAGCCCGUCCCGACACAGGGCUCCAAGCCAGGAGCUGAGAGCGGGUGGGGGUGGGGGUGCCGCAGGCCUCAGCCCACCUCCCCCCUUCUUUGUUACCCUUGCAAGGGGGGCCGCUUCUGUAGAUAUUUUAAAUGUGGGGCCACAAAUCUCCUUUGGGGAGGGUGUGCUUGGUGGGGGCUCCUGAAGCCACGGGAUGUGGUCUGAGUUGUGCUUGGCUGGUGCUCACACCCCACCCCUCGCCUUCAACCCAGAUUAAAGUCAGGAACCCAGCUCUUGUUUCUGUUCCCUUUUCAAGACUCCCUGGCAGCCGCCUUCUGCAGGGGGGAGGGGGAGGGAGGCCUGAGGUGGUGAGGGCGAGCUUCUGGGGAACUUCACCCCCUGUCUUUUCUACCAUCCUACUUCCAGGCCAGGGCUCCAUCUUUUAGACUCAGUGUGCCCCUGGGUAGGGCCUGGAAGCUUGUGAGGAACCCAGCCUUUGAAGGGGGCAGGAGUGAGGGGAGGUUCCCUGGGCCUACGAUCUGUUGAAGGAGAGGUGACCUGGCCUCGGUCGUCCCUGGAGCAGAAGGGCUGGGGUAGGGGGAGACCAAAGGCCCGGCCUCCCUCCACCCUGCUCCCUGGCGGGCUGCUCUCUUGGGGCCAGCAGCUCUGGUGACAAGGCCUGGGCAGGCCGAGGCUGAGAAGCCAGGGAGCAUGGAGGAGAGAGGACACAAACCCAGGGAUGGUGGGCCCAGGGUUGGAGACCCCAACAGAGGCCAGGGCCCAUGGUGGGGUAGGGCCCGGCAAGGAUGGGUGAGCUGGGCUUGGUCUGGCUGGAAUGGGCUUGGGGUGGCCUGCGUGGGUCUAGCCUGGCCCCAGCAGGCCUGACUCCCCACAUCCUGAGGGCUGGCUUCUAGCCUGGGGCUUGGGGCUUUGCCUCCUGGCACUGGCCUCCUCUCUCUGUCCUUUGCAUUUGAGAGAAGAGGCCGAGGGCCUUGUUCAUGGAGCCCUGGACCUGAGACAAACAAAGGCCCAGGCUUUGUCCGCAUGAAACUGAACACAGUCUGACUAGCCCAAAUCCCCUCCGGCCAGCCCAGCUCGGCAGGGUGGGCCAAGACUGAGGUCGGUUAAAAGGACGAGCUGGAGCUGUCCUAGGUGCAAUGUGGGUGCGGGGCUCUCACCCAGCCUGGGCGCGAUGUGUCUGGUCACACCCGAGUGUGCCUGGGGAGGGCGCCCUGCAGGGCCCUGGCAUUUUCUGGAAGCAGGGCCAGUUCCAAAGGGGAGGGAGCUUGUGUGGCUUGAGAACCUCUCAGAACCAGGGAGGGCAGCUGGGGCCUCAGGAGGUGGGGUUUGGCCCCCCCUUCCCCCCCACCCGCUCUGGCUGUGACUUUUUAGAACCCAGGCUCUGUCUCCCUAGGAGGCCCGAGGGGGGACGUCUCCUGAAAGGUUUGUCCCCUUGAGCCCUGGAGGUGGAUGGGUGGUAACUAGGGCUGGAUGAGGCAGGUCUGCGGGCAGUGGCUUGGGGUGCUCAGGCCAGACCCCGCUGGGGUCGGCAAAGCCAUCUGUCCGGGCCUCCGGGCUGGAGCCCUGGGCACAGGAAGCAGACCCAUCUCUGCCUCUCGGGCGGGGCAGGGGUGGCCACCACCUCCUCGGCUCUCCUGAAUUUCUCCUGACAGCCACCACCCUGGACUUGCUUCCUCAGGCCUCCUGCCUGUAAAUAGAAGCCCACAGACUGUACAGAUUUACAGAGAUGCCAAGACCGGGUCCUGGGGUUGCCAUCUAAGGGCUGAUGGUUCCAGCAUCCCCCAGGUGCCCACCUGGCAGCUCAGCGCACCCAGCCCCAGCGUGGCAGAUACAUGUAAAUAUUUUUCGUAGGCAGUGUGGCUCCAGAGAGCCCCCUGAAGACAGUGUCCCUCCUGUGCGUCCUUUCUCUUGUACAGAGCCCUCCGAGAACCCGGCCUGGGGUGGGUGGGAAUUUGUCCUUCCCUCCCCCAGGCCUUCCCUGCCCUUUCUCUCCCCCAUAACCUGUUUAUUAACCAUACCUGUCCUGAGUUCAUGGCCAAAUCUCUAAGGAAAAGUGGAGGGAAAAGACUGGAAAAGGAGGCCCAGGUGCCUGCCCCACCAUGGGUACUCACCUGUCCCAGCCUUGUGAAGGAGCUGUUUGGGUUUUUUCGUUCUGUUUUUUUGUUUGGUUGUGUUUUUUUUCUUUUGUUAACACUUCCCGUGCUGUGCCCAUUUAUAAGAGGAAAUAAAAUUAAGCUGAAAUGAUA
This is a messenger RNA of Leptonychotes weddellii (Weddell seal), 5223 nucleotides long. Lineage: Eukaryota; Metazoa; Chordata; Mammalia; Carnivora; Phocidae. The record is from RefSeq and is a predicted model, not a curated record.